UAUAUCUGCAUUUUUCUGAGAUGGCAUCAAGAGGCUGCAAGCAUCCGGCAGACGCAUUUUGCUUUGUCUGCGGCCAAUCUAUCAAAACAAGAGCGAAAAAGUACUCUGUGGAAGCAUCUGCCAAGAUGUGUGAGGCCUACAAGGCGUAUCUCGGCAUGCCUGUCGGGGAUCAAGACAAACCCUGGGCACCUCAUUUCACCUGCGAGCAAUACAAACAAACUCUGGAAGGAUGGUACAGAGGGGAAAAGAGCCAUGAAGUUCGCUAUCCCAAGAAUUUAGCGGAACCCACUGACCACUCAAGCAACUGCUACUUCUGCAUGGUGGACCCUUUCAAACGUCAGACUGGCAAGAAUGCACCUGCUAUCACGUGUCCAGACCUUCCUUCAUCCAUCGCCCUGGUGCCACACUGCCAUGAGCUCCCCAUACCCACUCCUCCGGAGAGAGAGCAGCCGUCUUUAGAAGAGAGCAGCAAGUCAGAGAGCGAGGAAGACGUUGAAGAUCCAGAUGACAAUUUUAGAGGUGGAGCUGAGGAGAGAAAACCAUACUACCCCAACCAAAAAGACCUCAACGACUUGAUCAGAGAUCUUGGUCUCACCAAGUCCAAUGCCGAGCUUUUGACGUCAAGCAGUUCCGUUCGAGGCAAUCAGAAUCGCCUGUAA
Molecule: messenger RNA, 659 nt
Organism: Lethenteron reissneri (Far Eastern brook lamprey)
Lineage: Eukaryota; Metazoa; Chordata; Hyperoartia; Petromyzontiformes; Petromyzontidae
Source: RefSeq, a predicted model, not a curated record